Messenger RNA from Schistocerca gregaria, 8293 nucleotides. Its product is annotated as whirlin-like. Bases 17 to 715 code for a protein of 232 amino acids. The record is from RefSeq and is a predicted model, not a curated record. Gene Ontology annotation, molecular function: protein binding. Lineage: Eukaryota; Metazoa; Arthropoda; Insecta; Orthoptera; Acrididae. The transcript is spliced from 6 exons. Gene Ontology annotation, cellular component: plasma membrane; stereocilium tip; stereocilia ankle link complex.
CGGCGGGCGUCGCAGGAUGUCGUGCGGGCCCGUGCCGGGCGCCGCGCCGGCCGGAGCGUCGCAAGGCGUCGCGACGCCAGGGGACGCCGCCAGAGGCCGGGUGGCCGCGCUGCUGCCGCACGUCUGGCGGAAGUGUGGCUACCUCGACGGGCUCCGCUCCCAGUUGGGAGGUUGGACGCAGAAAGUCAAGUCUUGGUACUGGGGAAGGCCUCUCGAGCUGGCGCACAAGCUGAGCCGCAGCUUCGACAUGAAGGAGGAGCAGCAGAUGCUGGAGGGCGAGGCGGCCGCCGUGCGCAGGCACCAGUCCAUGCAGCGCCUCUCCAGGGCCGACCUGCUCGACGCCAGGCAUCACGAAGACGUGGGCGCGCUGGUGGUGCCCGACCAGCAGGGGAACCUGCGCAUCACCGUCAAGAAGACCAAGCCCACGCUCGGCAUCGCCAUCGAGGGAGGCGCCAACACGAAGCACCCGCUGCCGCGCAUCAUCAACAUACACGAAAAUGGUGCUGCUUUCGAAGCAGGUGGUCUUGAAGUGGGACAGCUGAUCCUUGAGGUGGAUGGUCAGAAGGUGGAAGGCAUGCAACACCAGGAUGUUGCAAGACUGAUAGCAGAAUCUUUUGCCCGAAGGGAGCGGAGUGACAUCGAGUUCCUUGUGGUUGAGGCAAAAAAAUCGAACCUAGAGCCAAAGCCGACGGCACUGAUCUUCCUGGAGGCCUAGCAGUUGCUCUCCCUCCCUUGAGCCUGAGCUGCAACAAACCUCCUAGUCCUUGUGUCUGCCCUCCAGCACUGCUGAACUUAUCUUGCCAGGAAUUUGCUUGGCCCAUGCACUCUGACAUUGUAAAUAUUGUGUGUCAUGGGACAUACCCACUCUGCUGCUGUUUCCUAUAAGAGAGAAUGCAAACUGCUUUAUGUGUCACCUUUAUGAAUGUAAAAUAAUCAAGAGACAAGGAAAGCCUUGGGAGAUUAUGAGGAGUGGACCAGCAAGUGCCUACCUGUAAACAUAGCCAGCAGUCAGUCUGAGUGUUUUUCACAUAAUUUAUGUUGUGUAAUCUUAAGUAGUGUUAAAUUUGGAGGGAUUACAAGGGUGAUGGCUGUUGUUUGUUGUAGAUCUGUUAACUCUAACACAGUUUCCAAAAUGGUUCUAGGGAAGGGAGUAAAAAAUAAAUCCUUACUGUGCAGCUGAAACUGCAUAUUCCCAUUUUGUAUACAUCAAAGGUUUACUGUGCAACAAACUAGAUUCAUUACAAAAUCAUUAAUCGACAGAACAUUUCUAAUCUACAUGCACACAAAAACAGAACAGACAUACACAAAAGAAAGAAAUCACAUAGUUUAGGAUGCUGCAUUCUUUAGAACAGUUCCUAGAAAAUGUAUUUUUUUAGAGUAGUGCUACAGAUUAUGAAAGGAAAAGAUGCAUAAGAUCAAAUGUAACAAAAUGGGAAGUGUUUCUUUCAGUUACUGUUAAUAUGUGGUCAGAUUUUUUAUGCUGUUACUAUACUUACUGGUGUAUGUAUGCUGUGAGAGUUGAUGGCAGAUAUUGUCAACUGUUUUAUGUAUGCAAAUUUUAUAUGUAUGCUAAUGUGACAAAGUGUGCCAAAAUAGACAGUAAACAAAACUGUGAAAGAUCUAUUGUAACUUUGUGCUUUUUGAUGCAGAUUUAUUACACACGCAGUGAACUUACAUAAAUUUAUAUCCUUGUAUAGCCUACUAACUGCCUCAAACUGAACCAUGAUGCACUUGUCUUACCCAGUUCACUGUGCAUUGUUAACUGUAGAUAGGUGUUGCUACUGUGUAAAUGUGAUGUCAGUGUGUGAUUUUAAGAUGCUGAUAUAUUUUGUUAAAUGCUUGCAUUUGAAUUGACCUAAUUCAGUUUCACAAUCUUUGUUGAAAUAGCCAUUUUUGUAUUUUGAAAGAGACUAAUGAUCACAGCAUUUUUGGAAAAUGUUUCUUAUAGAUUGAUGGGUCACACUAGAGACUCUUAAUGCUUGACUGAAACCACAGAAACUGAAACCCACAAAAUUUGUUUCAUUCUUGAAUCAAUGAAAUAUCAGUAAUGUGUGCAACAUAUUAAAAAUGGAUCUGACCAACUGUAAAGGCAUGCUUUAAAUGCGGAAAAGGUAGUAACAAAAUGUGUUCAUUAGUAAGAACUAAUUCCUAAGUUUCUGUGGAAAAUUUUAUUUUCUACGUUCAUAUGCGCUGUAAAUUUUUUUUCUCCAUGUAACAUAGAAUAUUCAGCUAAAACUUGAAAGGGCCUAAUUGUAGUGUGUGUUGCCUUAUUAAUCUUUGACUUUUUUCUUUAAAGAAUAAAAUUUCAGUGAAUAUUGAAAUAUAAAUAUACUUUCAUGUUAGAUGAAAUUUGCAUUUCAUUAUUCCUUGGUAAUUUUUGUUCAAAUGGCCUCAAACAUAUACACUCUCAGCCACAUUCAAUCGUUUUCUUUAAGAUUCAUUAUUGUCAUGCCUUAUUCUGUCAUUUUAUUUUGUGAUGACAUGUUCAUCUAUAAAUCAAAAUUUAGAUGGGUAAAUGACAUUCAAUGACAGACCAUACUCAUGUCACACUGUUGUUCAAAUAUUGAUCACAUAUUAAUCAUAUUUCAGGAACACUGACAAAGAAAAUUCAGCCACCGAUCUCUUUUUUAGAAAAGGCAUAAAAAGAAAUGUGGUAACUUUUAUUAAAGUUAAUAGUUUUGACAUUACAGUGAUUCAGUGAUUACAUGAAAUUCUCAUGCAACCUUUAUGUAAUUUGUCACAGAAUGACAAAAACAGUUGUAGAUGCCAUAUUAUGUCUGUAUUUAGCAUAAUUAUUUUGUUUUCCUCCAGGUAUUUAGAAAAGUAUUCACACACAGCCACCAUUGUCUCCCAACUUGAGACUUUAUUAUCACCUAGGUGAAUGUUAACUCUUUACUUUUCUGAACAGAACAUUUACCAUCCUUGCUAUCACCUGUUUUAAAACUGAAACAGCUUUUCUGCACACAAAACAGUGGCUCUUCUUUCACUGCUUAUAUUAACAUUUCCUGUUCAAAACCUUGAUUGGUAUUUUUAGCAGAAGCCACAAUUUCCCUAUCAGGUUUGCUUUUUGUUACAAUACCUAGCUCAUUCAGAAAGAUGUUUACGUAUCUGAAAGUAUCAUGUUUAUGUAACUGUAAUAUGUCACUCGCGAUACUUUUUUAUGUAGAUGCAAUGAUAACAGACUUUUCAUUUACUUGUAUUUGUAGGAAUCAAUUUAGAUGCAUCAUCCAAGUUUAUUUUUAAUCAAACAUUUUUUUUAUCCUGCCAAAUAACAAGUCUAAUGAUCUUCUAAGCUGCUUUUACAUCCACAAAUUUGACAUAUUGUCUCAUAAUGCUGACUUCUUAUAUGUGAAGAAAUUUUUUUUAUUUUUCAGUUGAAUACUUUUACCAUUAUCACAGAGACAGUGUGACCCUAUACAAAUUGUCCCUUUCCUCUAAAAAUUAUGGUGAUAGUCCUUUGUGUUUGGUUAUGUAAAUUUGCUGGCUGAUAUACUUAUUCAUGUAGAAACCAGCUGUUCAUGAAUGUCAUAUCAAUUUUUGUACUUUUUCCUGUCCAAGUUUCCUCAUUGUGGUCAUUUUGUAGAGCCUCUUAAUUUGUAUGUAUGCUGUAUUUUCACCAUGGUCGAGCAAUUAAAAGCUGUUACUUAAUUUUAUAUUACAUCUAAAAGAAUGAAUUAAAUUGUUGACUGAUAAUCAACUUAAUGCCUUAGCUCAGGCACUGAGUGCAAUAAUCUGCAAGCAUCUUGUUAAUCCAUUUGAACAAAACAGAGGCAAAUUUGAAGACUCAUGUUGAGAAAGAGAACAGAAAUAGCUACAGCAUGUAUCAAAUAUCUGAUGCAAACUCUUUUCAAUGUGAUACAAAUACAAAUUGUCCCUUUCCUCUAAAAAUACUUACACUAAAUACUUAUACUAAAAUACUUUUUUUAUACUAAAUACUUAUACUAAAAAUACUUAUAUUUGGCUUCUGUUAUAUUAAAAUUGAACUAAAAUGUGCAAGGCAAUGUAUAAAAGACUUGAAGAUAAAAAUUAAAGCUUUGAACCAGGCAUUUUUAACCAAGGUGCAAGGAAACAGAAAUGAUAUACAUUUCUAAUAAAGUGAAUGAGAUUACAUUCUCUGUCCCUCUUAGUUCAAUGUUCUAAAUAAUUUAAUUUUGCUUUGCUGAUUCUGUCACCUUACCAUGACUCUGCCAUAACUUUUUCUUUUAACUGCUUGACAUGAAGAGAUCAUUAACUACUGAAGUUCUACCACCUAAUCCUUUAAAAACACAUGUUCAUCUUGAAUGGUGAUGACAAAGUGGGAGACACUAUAUACAAUAGAAGCUAAUAAGCUACCCACAGACAUUCAUAAUAUGAUGUGUACAUUUUGAUGAAGAAACACAGUACACAAAUAAUGGGCUAAAGUUGUGUUCCACAGAAUUAAUACCAGACUGACAGGGAGAUGGUAGUUGAUUGAAUGGGCAGUAUGAAUUAUUUGUAAGAAAAUGUGUUGCCUCUAAAUAAAUAAAUAAUGUUUUAUGUAGUUAAAGCAUAUUGAAAGAGACUGGCAAACUGCUAUAAAACAAGAAAAUUCAUAAGUGACCUGUGUCAGAGAUCAUGAAAAAACUUACAAAUAUUUUUAAAAUGUUGUCAUCGUGGUCUUCAGUAAAAGUCUUUUCUUAUCUACAUAAAUACUGCACACUAUUUAUUUGGACCCACAUACUGUAUUCAGACUUUGUCUUCCACAUAAAACUGUAUCUCUCUCCACUUCUCUUUAUUAGUAAGUUAAUUAUUCCUUGAUGCCUCAGCAUACAUCCUGUGAAUGUACCCAUUCUUUAAAUUUCUUUUCAACUAUAUUACCUGAUCAACCUGUCUAAUCUUCUACAUUGUUACCUUGCACCAUAUUUCAAAAAUUUAUAUUCUCUUUCAGUUUGUACUGUUUAUUGCUCCCAUAUCAAUAUCAUACAAGGCUUUAGUCAAGGCAAAUUAAUAAAAGACUUCCUAAUGCUCAAUUCCGUAUUCAGUGUCAGCAUUUUUUCUUUUUCAGAAAAUCUUUCCUUACUAUUGCCAGUCUGCAUUUUAUAUACUCUUUGUCUGUGUCAUUAUUGCAAUCUGGCAGUAUAAAAGCAUUCAUUAGUCAUACUUUUUUUCUGAUGACUAUAUGUAUGAAGUGUGCCUUUCUUACAUAAUUCAGAUGCAAGCAUUCUUAAAAUCCUUAUUUAAUGGCAUAGAUGAAAAGGGACAUAUCCUAUUAAGCUAUCAAAUGUUCCCAGGCCAGUUAUAAAGUACAUUUCAGUUGCAUACAUGUUGAGAAGCAAUUCUGGGAAGUCUUUGACAAAGAUAUUUUAAAAGUAUGAGUUUUGCAGAUAGUGCAAAAUUAUUGUUAAAGAAAGACAGAAAUAAAUGUAAGUAUCUUCCAUGAUAACAAGUUUUAAGAGAUGUGAUAUGCAUUAGACUCUAAGCUUGUCCUAGUAAGCUACACAGCACCUGUAAAUGCUCAUCACUGAUAAUUUUUAUUUACAAGACAGUAUUGAAGAAUCAUAUAUAAUUAUGAUCACAUUUUAAAGAAGAGAGCAAUGAAUCAUCUUCAGAUUGCUAUUAAGUUCUUGCUUUCUGUAGGAAAUGUAUUACAUCUAGGUUUAUGAACUAUAAAAAGCAGCUAUUGUUGACUAGUGAAGUAGCAACAGGUAAACAAAAGAACAAAUUGUUAUGAAGUGUUAAGUAUGAGUGCCAAAAUAUAUUUCAGUAUCUAGAAUAUUUUAGUACAAAUGUGAGUGAAAAUAAACAUACUAAUUAACAUGAGGAAUGUUUUAUGUUGUGAAAUGUUAUGUACUGGUGCAAUAUCAGUAUUGCAGAAUAAUGAAAAUGUUACUCUUUAAAUUUUAUUUGUGUACUAAAAAUGUAAAUCACAAAUCUCUUCAAAAGAGCCCAGUUAUUUAUGGAAAAAUAUAGCAUUUGAACUCAAAAGUUGCUGAAGUCAAAAUUUUCAUCUUCUGAUUCAGUGAGUUUGGGUAUUUUGAUAUAAAAAUAUGGUGCUCAAGAUCAGUUCAUACAUGGAAAUUAACUGUAACCAUAAGAUGUAAUACAAACAUAGGCAAAUGUGAUCUUAAUUUUACAUUUCCAUUUAAUGUUAAAAUAUUUAAGAAUGGAAGUCCAUAUGAAGGUCUCAGUUAACUCUUUGAUACAGUGAAUUAACUACUGUAAAAUAUGAUCAAUAAAGAAAGCAACUUAUACAUUCAUGAUAUUACUAACUCUGAGACUUGCCCAGUCUUAUAUAAUAUGGAGAUAAUUUCUGCUUGCAAAUGGUGACUUUAAAAGGCAAAAGCUACAUAAAAAACAUACACAACUGAUGAAUCAAAGGAUGAAUAAAAAAAUCAUUGUCAUAACAUGAAACAUUUUUUCAUGUUAAUUUGUAUAUAGAGAAGCAAUGUGAGGUGCAGUAAUUAUAUGCAUAAAGCUAUUGUUGUGAUGUUAUUAGAAUAAAUAGAUGUUAGGCCAUGCUGAGAGUUAAAGCUAAACACUUGUAAUGUAAAAACUUUGUUAUUGUUGCUGACUGAGAAAAUAUUUAAUGCACUCAAAGCUUACACGUGUCCCUGAUGGUUGGUCUGGCUGCGCUUUCUUGUAUUUACUUGCAAUUUUGUUGCUUUCUUGAUAUGACUAAAGCCAUUAUGUAUAAUACUACUAUUAUGUUUGAAAAUGUGAAAUUCGUCUAUCUUGAACUAAUAAUUUUUUAAACAAAAUGUGGUUUUUUUGUCAUGGAAUUAAUUAAUUAUGCAAUUCUGAUACAGAACUAAAGCAACGUUCCAAUACCAGGUGUAUAAAAUAUUUGUUUAUUUCAUUUUUCCUUUUUGUACAGCAAAAUGUCAAUAAUUCUUCAGUAGCUUAUUCUUCAUAGCAUUAUGACAUUCUAUAAAUGACUGCUAAACUUAAAUAAUAUUUCUUUGUGGGGGGAAAAAUCCACAUUUCCAACAAACAGAGAUAAAAAUAAUUUUUUAUGGCGAGCCAUGAGUAAGUAAACCGCCCAACAAUAAUGAUUUGCAGUUAAAUGUUAAAAAUUAUUCAUUUAUUAUUUUCAUCCUUUACUAAUCUGAGAUUAAGAAGGUGCAGUUAAAAAGAUUCAGCAAAGAUAUGGUGAAAAUUAGAAACUUUCUGAGUGAGUUGUUAUCUACGUAAAGACUCCCAUAAUGAUACCACAACAAUGAAUGCUACGUAUUAAUGUUCUGUUAAGUUGUUUUGCUGAGAUUUUUGUACUAUAUUUUUCUAAACAAUUUUUUACAUCUUAUUAUAAAAAAUGUGUCACUUCAAUCACAAUGAACAGGAAAAUUUGUAAAGCAAUUCACUGACUUUUUCCAUAAUCCAUGAACACAAUUGAAUUCAUUGUAAGAACACUUUUGUUCCAUUAUAACUGCAUAUUCAACAGUUAAUAGUACUACAAAUUUAAAAACAAAGAUGCAUAAAGUAUGUCAAUAUUACCCACUGAAGUCUGUUCAUUUACUUAUUUAUUAUGUGUUUCAGAACUGCUAUGGAAGACACAUUUUGUUAAAGAUAAAAUGUUGUUGGCACUUGCAGAAUACUUUCUACAAAAACUGAUGAAACACUGCUAGUUACCUUUCUGCUGUGUGACAUUAACUCUCCCUGUGUGUGUGUGUGUGUGUGUGUGUGUGUGUGUGUGUGUGUGUGCGUGCAUGAGAGAGAGAGAGAGAGAGAGAGAGAGAGAGAGAGGAGUGUGUGCAUGCAUGUAUGUGGGUAUCCGCAGGUUUGUAUGUUUGGAUUAUAGAAGGGAGAGGAUGUGUAGCUCCAUUAAAUUAUUUCCUGACAAGUUUCUUUUCUGCUCCAAGUGUAGUAAAUUCUGAAUGUAGUGUGCAUUUUAUGUCUAUUAUGACUCAACAUUAUAUGACAGCUUCAUGAAAUGUUAUUGCUAGUGUUUCUCUAAUUUUUAUUCUUUUUAUUGCUGAAACAAUUGGUGUAUCUCUUUUAUUUCAGUUUACAUGAAUGGUAAGAUUAAAAUAUGGAUGCUAUAUUUUCUAUAUAGUUGCGUGAUUGACUUAUUUCCCACUUUUCUUCCUCAGUGGCUUCAUAAAGUACAGCUCUCAUUUCUGUAAGUAGAAUUAUUUAACAAAUUCUAGACAGAUCUCAGUCCCCAUGGGUGAUAACACCCCAAAACUUUAAUCUUUACAAACUGGCUGUGAGUAAAUUUAAUCAUUUUGGUAACAGAGUUUGCUGAUUCCUCAGUAAGAUAUUCCAAAAUGAACAGAAAAAGUAACAUUUUCAUUCCAGGAUAGGCCUGACGAAUAUUUUAGGAUUCAUGGACAUGUAA